AACUCAUCCAUCAUUUUUGUGAGCAAUACAACUAUAUAGUUUCUCCCAUCUUCUUGUGUCUUGUUCUUGUGAGUUGAGUGAGUUUGAGAGCUUGUGAGAAGGCUGCCUAGUAUCUCUAACGGAAUUGAGAGCUAGGGCCGCACGACCAAGAGUAAGGCCGUGACAGUUGGUAUCAGAGCCUGGUUCUGAAAGAAGAACCGGUGUCCUCACUCCCCAAGAAGGAAUAUAAGAAAGAGCGAGAGCCUCACCAAAGAUGACUGGAUCAGAAGUCCACGACGAUGCGGAGAAGCACCGUGGAAGGGAUACCGUGAAGAAUCCCAAACCAAAGGGUGACAAGUCAAGCACUCGUGAUCCUAUGACGUCUCUAGAGAGGCGUGUCUCUAGAAUGGAGGUGAAGUUGGCGGAAGACAUCAGUGUCAUCGAGGAUUUGGGAGCAAACUUCACCCAAGUCGAAAGCGAUUUUCAAGGUAUGAAUGCUCGUUUGUCGAGCUUGGAGAUUGGUAAUGAUGGCUUACGAGAAGAGCUUGUGGCCCUCAUAAACAACACCAUCAACACAUCCUUGAACAACGCCAUUGAAGUUGUCAAAGAACAUGUCCAGGCUGAGCUGGUCGGCGUGAAGGAGGAGAUUGCAGACCUCAAGAGUGAGGUCACUCUCGUGAAGAGAGCCAUGGCUAACGGACCUGCCAUCGCACAACCUACCUUAACCAUGGAGAUUCCAAGACCAAAGAGCUUUCAAGGGUCGAGGAAUGCAAGGGAGUUAGAGAACUUCCUAUGGAGCUUGGAGCAAUACUCCGAAGCUUCGGGUAUUCGAGAUGAGAAUACAAAGGUAAAAACUGCACCUCUUUACUUGAGUGAUGUUGCCAUGCUGUGGUGGAGAAGGACCCUAGGCGAUAUCAAUAAAGGGGCGUGCGUGAUGGAGUCAUGGGAUGACUUCAAGAGGGAGAUCAAGAAACAAUUCUACCCAGAGAAUGUUGAGUUUGAAGCCCGGUCGAGACUAAGGAGGCUUGCUCACGAAGGAGAGAUUCGAGGGUAUGUGAAAGAGUUUUCUGAAUUGUUGCUCGAGAUCCCCGACUACACCGACAAGGAGGCCAUGUUCACCUUCCUUGACGGCCUCCAACCAUGGGCGAAGUUGGAGCUACAACGGCGAGGCGUGCAAAGUCUUGCCGAGGCAAUGGCGAUUGCCGAGUCCCUAGUCGAGUACCACGAGCCGGAGGAACGUGCGGAGUUCGGAGGCAAUGGAGGUGGACGCGACUAUGAUAGAGACACACGAAGGCGUGGUAGACCGGACCAAGGAGGUAGUCAUAAGGUUGAGAAACCACUUACUUGCUUUCUUUGUGAUGGUCCACAUCGUGUGAGAGAUUGCCCAAGAAAGCACAAGUUGUCGGCAAUGAAGGCCGUACUAGCAGAGUGCUCGAGCUCGGAAGAGGAAGCAGAGGAGACUCCAAGAGUGGAGCCCCAUGUCGCGAAGAUGGGUUGCAUGAAGAGAUUGAGCGCCAUCAAGCGGGCGGAAGAGCCUCUCCAACCCGAGCAGCACGACCAAUGCUUCGUAGAGGCGAAGCUCAACCAAAGGAAAACAAAAGCCUUGGUUGAUACUGGGGCAAGUUGCAACCUUCUUGACGUAGGUGAAGCGCAGAGGCUAGGCAUCACGUACGAGAAGAAGCAAAGAGGGUGGAUGAAAGCUACCAACUCAAGGGCCACAAGAACUCAUGGAGUAACGCGCCAGGUGCCACUCAAGCUUGGAGGAUGGACCGGGGUGGCAGACUUUGAGGUUGUGUCGUUGGAUGAUUAUCAGGUCAUCAUCGGCAUGGAAUUCAUGGUGCGGGAGAAAGCUUUCCCGAUUCCCUACGCCAAUAGAUUCUGCAUCAAUGGCGGAGCAAGAUCGGUUCCCAUGACAAGAGAGCAACUCGAGUCAAACAAGAGGUGUUUGACAAGGCAAGAGCAGCGAGAAGUGGCAACGAUGGUGGAGGCAGAGACUCACUCGAAGACUCGUUGGAGAAGGACGAGAAGGAGGAGUGCACAACAUCGUGGAGCCAUGAGAGACGAGGAUGUAUCAUCUUCGACUUGCCAAGAGAAGCAAGGAAAGGCCACCAUGAUCGAGAAGGCGGGACACUCAAAGACAUGACGGAGAAGACCGCGGAGGAGUGAGCAACAUCAUGGGAGCACAAGGCUCGAGAGCGAGCCAAGGCCAUCCUUGGUUUGGAGGAAGGUGCAACGAGACCUUGCAAGCAAUGAAGCUAAGGCAAGGGAGGCAUCUGCCAAAGAGCCACGACGAGGGCGUCGUGGAUUGAGUGGAGGAGAAUGUCACCAACGAGGCUCAAGAGUCGAAAGAGGCUGCUCGAGGUCGAAGGAGGCAUUUCGUAGCAAGGACGCGACGAGGGCGUCGCGAGCAUAGGUGGGGGAGGAUGUCACAUGUGGCAGAUGACAUGGCGCCAACAAGGUGACAACAUGGCGGCUGCACAUGUGGCGUGUAUGGAAGACUAGUAGCAUAGAGAUGCUCCUAGGAUUCUCCACCUAAAUGAGAGCUUAAUGGUGCACUUAUGAGUCACAUAAUGGGUGACAUUUAUAGAGUGCAUAAUGGGGGGACUUAAUGGGUGUAUUGAUGUAGUAGAGGGACAUUAUGAGGGGCAUUGAUGCCUUGUAUGAGGAGAGGCCUAUAUAAAGAGCCAUCUCCCUCACUUGUAACUCAUCCAUCAUUUUUGUGAGCAAUACAACUAUAUAGUUUCUCCCAUCUUCUUGUGUCUUGUUCUUGUGAGUUGAGUGAGUUUGAGAGCUUGUGAGAAGGCUGCCUAGUAUCUCUAACGGAAUUGAGAGCUAGGGCCGCACGACCAAGAGUAAAGCCGUGACAAUCCCCACCGGGGCUUUGCCCCUGGACCCCACUCGCUGACCGGUCAGCGAGACCCCCGAUUACCAGUCGUAGUGGCUGAUAAUCCGAUUCAAAUCAUAUCAACAAACUCGUUGGUUCUGGAAUCAAGCGACUUGUCGGGGAGUUCAACUUGAGCCGGAGAGUUCAUCGAUGCGACCGAUUCAGAAUCGUCGCCACCGCGGUGCUGCUUGCAUGCAAUGGCGGAGGAGCUUUCAUCGAUGAGGAAUGAGUUGGAUUAAAAAAGAAUCCUUGAAAUUCUUCGGAAUCAUCUUCAUCCUCCGCAUUCUCAUCGGCAGCCUCCAGAAUUGAGAUAAAUCUGCCGCCGGCGGUGGGGAUAGCAACUUCGUCGUCAUCGUAAGACCUCAAAUCGGACAAUUUAGGCGUCAAUGGCUGCUGAGGCGGGAAGUGAAGGUUGACCAUAACGACCUUCUGGAUUCUUUCAUGGAAUAAAAGGACUCAACCACGAGCAAAUUGCCGAAAAGUAAUGAGAGUUAUCUUCGACGCCGCUAAGGACAUCACAGCCAGUGCUCAAUCACUGUAAGUUUUUUCUUUUGUUUUUUGUUCCCAAAAGUGAAUCUUUAGGAAUUCAUUGAACAGGGGAAAGGGUAUAAUUGUUGGAAAUGGAACUGAUUUUAGAAUUUUUUGUUUUGUUUGGGAAAGAACAACAGGCGAUAGCGAAGUAGAUGAUUAGCAGGGGAAAGGGAGUUCUGAGUUGGGGAGAUAUAAAGCAGAUGUCCAUCUCCUCCAUUGUGGAAUAAGAUUGGGGAAGAAGAUUUGGUGGUCGAGGGUUGUGGAUUUGGAAGGGCAGGCAGAUUGGGGAAGAAGAGUUCGCUGGCAGGUGAAGAGAAAUUGGGAGAUGCAGAGAGCUCGACAAGAAGGGAAAGGGAAAAUCCCGGUAUACGGUAUUAUUGAUUUGCCGUCGGUUAUUUACCGGAUUGGAUUCGGUAUACCGAGGACUGAAUUAUUGCCACCGUAUAUUGGUACCAUCGGUUAACGGUACAACCGGUUAUCGUCGGUUAUCGGUUCGGUAACUGGUUAUACUGCUAAUCGGCAAAUCGAAUACCAUCGAAUACCACCCCUAAUUGAAACUCUCCCAACCGCUAAAAUUUGGUGACUUUUGACGUCUGGAGAUGUAAUCAUGUUUAUAAUGAGUUGUAAUAUUUUUUUAGCUACAUAAUAGUGUCACGCUUGGCUUCACGUGGAUGGCGACCUUACUUAGUGGCCUUUUAAGACUUCCAACUCUUUAAGUACGUAGUAGUGGAGCCGUGAUGCAUUUUAAGUUUUUAACAUUGGCGCAUACACGUCACUGUGCUUUCAAAUUUUUCAAAUUAAUAGAAACACUUUUCUUUG
Messenger RNA from Linum trigynum, 4213 nucleotides. NCBI's taxonomy places the organism in Eukaryota, Viridiplantae, Streptophyta, Magnoliopsida, Malpighiales, Linaceae. The record is from the annotation of a GenBank genome assembly.